Mytilus trossulus (common blue mussel) is the source of this 2648-nucleotide messenger RNA. Its product is annotated as organic cation transporter protein-like. Bases 254 to 2146 code for a protein of 630 amino acids. Gene Ontology annotation, molecular function: transmembrane transporter activity. Gene Ontology annotation, cellular component: membrane. Gene Ontology annotation, biological process: transmembrane transport. The record is from RefSeq and is a predicted model, not a curated record. Lineage: Eukaryota; Metazoa; Mollusca; Bivalvia; Mytilida; Mytilidae. The transcript is spliced from 11 exons.
GCAAUUGUGCGUACGAAAAGUGUGUCAAAAUCCGAUGCAUUUUUUUAAAUGCAUCCUAGUGCAUGCAAACUUAUUAGAGUUUUAUCAUGUGCAAAGCUCAUGAAACUUAAUACAAUAAAAUAGGAUACUGGCUCAAACUACGUAUUAAUAUCAUAUGACAUUAUAUAAAGAGAAGCUUUGGUUAUUCAUUAUACAGAAACUUUUAAGAUUCAAUCAUUAAAAGCUGAACUAAAAAUAAUAGUAAUUUCUAAUAAUGUAUUACGACGAUACUUUCCGUCACGUGGGAGAGUUUGGAAGGUAUCAAAAGUUUUUAUACUUUCUCAUCUGCCUACCACAGAUAUUUAGUGGAAUUCAGACAUUUCUACCAGUGUUCAUUCUCCAUGUUCCUGAUCAUCGAUGUGCAUCACCUAUGGAAAGCCAAAUGUCAUUUGCAUUAAACGAUCCAAAUGCAUUCACAAAUAAUAACUAUACGAUACUAUCAGGAGAAGAUAACAAUAAGAUAACUACAUAUUUCCAAUGUGACAUUUUGCAUGAAGAAAUAGAUGUGAAUAAUACAUCGGAUGAUAUCGAAAAUGCUACGACAUAUAAAAAGGAAAAAUGCAAUACGUGGAUAUAUGAUAAGACGUACUUUGAUUUUACGUUCGCAAUGCAGAGUGAUCUUGUAUGUGAGAAAAAAGCCGACCGAACACACGCUGUUAUGUCCUUUAUGGCGGGAUUAACCGGCGGAUCUCUAGUUACAGGAUUUAUAUCAGAUUUACGCGUUGGUGACGAUUUACUGUUUACUGCUUUUUGGUCGAGUUGUUAUUGUAUCUUUGACACAUUCUUCGUUUCUAAUUCUAUUACAAUAAACAAAAUCUCUGCUUUUAUAAAAUACGCUAUAUUUGCACUAAUACCUUAUAUAUUAUUUUACAGUUAUGGAAGGAAAAAAGCCUUUAUGAUGUGCAUAUGUUUACUAAUUUUCCCUAAUAUUGGGCUGACAUUUGUGACUGACUACAUGGUAUUUGUUGUGUUACGAUGUGUCUCGGGAUUUGCAGUAGGAGGAUUGUUAGGAACAGGAUUCGUCUUGGGAAUGGAAAUCGUAGGUCCAACGAAAAGAUCCUGGGCUGGUUUGGUAUUUGAAUUUUUCUGGGCAGCUGGUGCCAUGAUAUUAGCAUUGGCAGCUUACCUUAUCAGAGACUGGAGACAUCUUAACCUUGUUAUGUCUGUCCCACCUGUACUGUUUCUCAGUUAUAUAUGGCUGGUGCCCGAAUCUCCUCGUUGGUUGUUAAUAAAAGGGAAGAUACAAGAAGCUGAAGCAAUCUUAGAGAAAACCGCAAGAUUGAACAAAAGAUUUUUACCUAGUGACACAUUAGAAAAAAUAUCUUUUGCAUCAAAACACCGUGGCCUUCCAUUAUGGAAAGCUUGUACACAUCCAAUAAUAAUGUACCAGCUUACUGUUAUUCUGUUUGGUUGGAUGAUUGUUAGUAUGGUGUUUUAUGGACUUGCUAUGAAUUCUGGAAACAUUGGUGGAAAUCUUUAUUUAAACUUUUUCAUGUCAAGCUUUGCGGAACUUAUAGGAUUUGCAGGAUGUUUAGCCGCUUUACAUAAGAUGGGCCGCAGACCAGUAUUUGCCAUAUCUGUUCUUAUAAGUGGAGCUGCAUGUCUACUUACUAUAUUUCCAGUAUUAUAUGCUAGUACAGAAUACCAAUGGACUGCCAUGGUUUUGUCAACUUUAGGAAAAGUGAAUGUAUCAGCGGCAUUUGCAGUUAUGUUUUUAUAUUCUGGAGAAAUAUUCCCAACUGUUAUAAGAAAUUCUGCGCUAGGAAUUGCAGCUUUCUUUGCUCGCGUUGGUGGUAUGAUAGCGCCAUACAUAAUUGAUAUAGCUGCUUAUAUUGAACACGACAUAGGAAAAGCAACUCCACUCUUAAUUUUUGGAGUAACAGCAAUUGUUGCGGGAAUAUUUGCUUUGAAAUUACCAGAAACAAAGGGCGUGGCUUUGCCUGAAACGAUUGAAGAUUGGAUGAACUUUGGAAAGAGUGGGCUUGCUGACAUCGAGAUUGAAGUUAGUUGCGAAAAACUUAACAAAGAAGAAGUAACAAAAUCAAAGGAAGGAAACUUGAAAAAGAAAAACAUUACCAACUAUAAUGAGAUUCUUCUUUUGUCUUGACAUUGCGGUAUUUCAAGUGACACACAAGCAAAUAGCUUCCGAAAGCUCGGUUGAGUUCGUUGCAAUAUUUGCCAUUGAGAUGUUCAUUCUAAUAUAAAUAUCUGUGGUGAAAUACUUACCAUUUGCAGCUGGAGGCGAAUUAUCAAAACUACGUGACAAAGAAUUGGAUAAACAAACAAAACCAACAUAGUUUGUUACUGUAUCGUUCUUACAUAUUCACAUUGUUCAACAUUAUUUGUAAAAAACACAUUUUACAUUGUUAAACAUUAUUUGUAAAAACACAUUUUACAUUGUUCAACAUUAUUUGUAAUAACACAUGUUUACAUUGUUCAACCUUAUUUGUAAAAACACAUUCAAAUUGUUCAACAUUAUUUGUAAAAAACACAUAUUCACAUUGUUCAACAUGAUACGUGUCAAACACAAUCAUUGUGAAAGCUGUGUGUAAUAGAAAUGGUUACAGUUGUUAAAAAAGCUGAAAUGUGAUAUUAAACUUGGCUUAAGA